AAAAGCAGAAUUUACAUUCAGGGAUUUAACCUAAUUUUGGUUGCUGUUGUGUUCCGAAAAUAAUGUGCCAUUUGCUCAUUUACAUAUGUGGCGCUUUUUGGCUUAUGAAGUACUCCUCGUGUUUGUUAUAUCUGAAUAGUUAAGGUGUUUAUUUCGUUGCGACAUGUUACAUUGUUGUUAUUAUGACUUAAGCAUUAUUGUGUACAUUUCCCUCAAAUUAGGAACAAAUAUAACAUUUAUUGUAGUUGUAGAAGUUGGGUAAAUAUUAACUUCUACCCUGUACUGCCUUAAAAGUGCUGUUGUGUGCUAUAUCAUUAUUUCACUCAUUAGCAAACGUGUUAAUAUAACCUAAUGGUAGCAUUGCAAACUAUUUGUAUAUAAACUCAAGUUUGUACAGCUUUUUCAACAAAAUAUUCAAGUUUUUCUCAUAGUUUUGUUUUUUGACCACAUAAAAAGGAGUAACAAGGAAUAUUGUACUAUGAAAUAUGAAUAUGUUAAAGAUUUUGUUAAAGGAACUAUGUUCUUAACGAUCCAAUUCUAACAUAAAUGCAUCAGGUAUACCGGAAAAGGUUUAAAAACAGCAGUUGAUAUUGCAGUCCCCGAUAGAUUAUUAAGCAUCCCGAUUUCUAUUCGAGUAACGGACAGACAUUUCUCUUUUCCAUCCACGGCAUGCGCAUGGCCAACAUGGCGGAGUUUUGGUCGCAGCUGUCUUUUGUGUUGAGGCGUUAAAGUUUGCAUGAUUUCGUUUAAUUAUCUAGUUCAUGUGUAAUUAAAGGCAUCUGUGUUUAUCUGCAGUCGUAUAGUGAUCGGUUAAAAUCGUUAGUAGCGUAAAAUUUUAAUUUCAAAUUUCCACCAAGAUGGCAGACGUUGAAACUAUGCAGGAGGAAAAAAUACAGGAAAUUGUUGAAGAAACCAAGCCAAAAGAAAAUGGAAAAAACAAAGCAGAUUCUGCAACUGAAUCUGACAGCGAUGACGAAUCUAUGCCAGAUUUAGACGAAAAUCCUGAUGUUCCAAUGACAACUACUGCUGACGGAAAUACUUCUCCACAAGUCACUAACACUUCCGAUCAACAAAUCCCAUCAAUUCCCGAGAUGUCCGAGAUGCUUGGAGGUGGUGACGCCAGUGGUGGCAAAUCGAAGCAAAGCAGAAGUGAGAAGAAAGCAAGAAAGACGCUGUCGAAACUUGGUCUUAAGUUGGUUACUGGAAUCAACCGGGUAACUAUUCGAAAAUCAAAGAACAUCCUUUUCGUUAUCAACCGUCCUGAUAUCUACAAGAACCCAGUAUCUGAUACUUACAUUGUAUUCGGAGAAGCUAAGAUUGAAGAUCUUUCCCAGCAAGCUCAACUUGCGGCAGCCGAGAAGUUUAAGAACAAGUCGACAACAGCUACCGAGUCUGCAACAGCUGUGAAUGCUGUGCAAGAAGAAAGUGAUGAGGAGGUUGAUGAGUCCGAAGUUGAAACCAAGGAUGUUGAGUUGGUGAUGCAACAAGCCAGUGUGUCGAGAAGUAAAGCCGUUAAAGCCCUCAAGAACAAUGGGAAUGACAUUGUCAACGCCAUUAUGGAACUCACAAUGUAGCAGUAGCUCACUAUUGCUACCUGGUGGAUGAACUUUUUAACAAUGACGCCCCAGUGCUGCUCAAUAGUGUUUCCAGUUGUUAAAAUUCUUCUUAAACCAAUUUAAAGCCAGGCAACACUAGGUUGCAAAUGACCGUUACAAAUCGUUUUUUUUUAGUGAGGCUUACACGUGGUUUAACUUUGUAAUGUAAUCGUAGUAAAACAAGAAUUUCGUUUGCAGUUCGCAUGGCAUCGUCGUCCAAUGGUAAAAUAAAGAACCCAGUAAUAUAA
Ciona intestinalis (vase tunicate) is the source of this 1843-nucleotide messenger RNA. RefSeq names its product nascent polypeptide-associated complex subunit alpha. The record is from RefSeq and is a predicted model, not a curated record. Gene Ontology annotation, cellular component: nascent polypeptide-associated complex. NCBI's taxonomy places the organism in Eukaryota, Metazoa, Chordata, Ascidiacea, Phlebobranchia, Cionidae.